This is a messenger RNA of Penicillium diatomitis, 537 nucleotides long. It is a transcript of the gene psf3, whose product is annotated as DNA replication protein PSF3. The transcript is spliced from 6 exons. Gene Ontology annotation, biological process: mitotic DNA replication initiation. The record is from RefSeq and is a predicted model, not a curated record. NCBI's taxonomy places the organism in Eukaryota, Fungi, Ascomycota, Eurotiomycetes, Eurotiales, Aspergillaceae. Gene Ontology annotation, cellular component: GINS complex. Bases 1 to 537 code for a protein of 178 amino acids.
AUGUCUUAUUAUGAUAUUGACUCCAUCUUGACAGAUGCGCAGAAACUGCCCUGCACAUUCGAAUUGGAAGUUCCCGGGCUAGGAAUCCUCGAGGGCAACCCGGGUGACGAUAUCAAAGCCGGAACUCGCAUUGACCUACCAUUAUGGCUAGGUGAAAUGCUUUCGAUCGGUGCCCGUCUAGGCACGUCUCGUCUGGUUACAUUGGACAUGCCAGAUGCGCUUGCAGAACGAGUGAUGAACGCACUCAAGGCCGAUCCACGAACGGUUGAUCUGCGAGCGUUGGCUCCGCACUUUUACACUUUGAGUGAGCGGAUACUGGAAAUCUUCGAGGAAGAAGAGAUGGUAGACGUGUUGAUCAACACCUUCAAGAAACGCGCAGCUGAAAUUUCAGAUCAUGCACACAACCCACGAGGUGCAGUUGGUGAUGGUGUAGAUUUCCUCCGUGGGCUCGAUGAGACGGAAAGGCAAUUGUUUCGUGCAGCCCAUGAUCGUGCGAAGCAGGUGCGAAUCUGGGCUGGAGAGGCAAAGAAGAAGUAG